GCUCUCCUGCUGACUGCCAUCGCAGUGCUGUGGAUCAAACUGAACAACCUGCAUACAGAAAACAACCAGCUACAGACCAGUUACAACAACCAGGCUAUAGAAAAAUACCAGUUACAGACCAGUUACAACAACCUGACAAUAGAGAGAUACCAGUUACAGAAACAAAAAGAUUCAUUUCAGAAUAAAUUGACCAACAUGGGAUGGAUGUUAUUUCAGACCAGCCUUUACUACAUCUCAACUGAGAAAAAGAACUGGACUGAGAGCAGGAAGGACUGCAGAGACAGAGGAGCAGACCUGGUGAUCAUAAACAGCAAAGAGGAAGAGGCUUUUGUCGAAAAGUUCAACAAGAAGCAUGGAAAUUAUAUUGGUCUGAGUGACAGUGAUAAUGAAGGCAUGUAUAAAUGGGUGGAUGGAACAUCAAUGACCACUGCGUACUGGUCAACUGGAAAUAUUUUUUCAGAUUUGGAUGACUGUGUUGUAGCUGGACUUAAUGGAUCUGUUGGAUGGUAUGACAGACCUUGCACAGAAACGUACUACUGGAUCUGUGAAUAACUUUCUCUAAUAUCAACAUUAGCCCAUCAUUAAUUACAAUUACACAUAUAACAACUGUAACCAUACUAUUACAUUUUCAAAAAAUUCAUAGAAUAGUAAAAACUCUAUAUAAUCUUUAAAAAAAAUUAGAGACAUUAUCAUUAAAAGAUUAAAAAAAAGUAAAAGUCAUGUUUUACAAUG
Messenger RNA from Hemibagrus wyckioides, 732 nucleotides. RefSeq names its product C-type lectin domain family 4 member E-like. The transcript has 4 exons. The coding region runs from base 196 to 552 and encodes 118 amino acids. The record is from RefSeq and is a predicted model, not a curated record. Lineage: Eukaryota; Metazoa; Chordata; Actinopteri; Siluriformes; Bagridae.